AGUGUCAAGUGUCUCGGGCUUAUAUUUCGUUAAUUAAAAGUGAAUUUUUUUUUUUUUUGUUAAAAUCUUGGUUAUAUUUUUGGCGUGCAAUCGGCGAAAAUUCGGAAUAUGACAGUUGACAUCGGACUCUCGCCAGUCGUCGACGUGAGCCUCACCAGCAGCGUGAAUUUGAAGAAGAGCGUCAAGAAUAAGAUGACGGUGACUCGCGAACUGUCGACUGCCGACGACUACGCGGCCGAUCAGAAACAGCAACAAAAACUACACAAACAAUCGGAGGCAGCCGAGGAGCCUAAAGGCAACCCGGAUCGUGCCGUCAUGUCGUCGGCUACAUCGCCCAAUGUGACCGGCACGUCGGCCGUGUCCACGUCGGCCGCCUCGAGCCUGACGUCGGCCGCAUCGCAGGCCUCCAGUCGGCCAAAGUUUAUGAUAACAGACAUUCUUCGUAAUGACAGUGGUCCCGCAGCGAGUGUCAAUUACGCGUCAAUGCCUCAGCAGCAGCAACAACAACAACAACAACAACAACAACAACCUCAACAGCCUCAAGCGCCUCCCAGUAUGCCGCCUCACCCGUUCUAUCAGUUCAAUUUGGCGGCGGCCGCGGCCGCUGCCGCCGCUUACGGUUUCAAUCCGGCCGGCAUGAUGCCCGGCAUGAUGCCUCCUCUCCAUCAAUUCUUGGUGGGUCAUCACCAACAGCAUCCGCACCAUCCGCAUCACCCGCAAAUGCCCGUCAUGAUGCCAUCGGGCAUGUUGGUGGCCAACUCGGCCGAAUCGUCGCCCCGCGAUUUGUCGUUCAAACGAUCGGCCGCCGCCGCCAAUUUCGCCAGCGACCCGACCGAAGACGAAGAUGAAUUCGUCGAUCCCGACGGUUCGGAUCACGACCGCGACAGUCCCAUCGGCAAAGUCGAUCUGAUGCUCAGCGACGACGAGUCCGAUAUCUCUAAAAAUGACGAUGAAGAUGGCGAUAAGAGCAACAACGGAGGCGGCGGAGGUGGUAGCGGCCACCGUCACAACCACAGCGGGAGCACGGCCAGCGAGAGCGGCGACGGACCCAACAAGUCCUCGUCCGGUUUGAGCAAAAAAGCCCGCAAAGCCCGCACGGCCUUCACCGAUCACCAGCUGCAGACGCUGGAGAAGAGUUUCGAGCGGCAAAAGUACCUCAGCGUUCAAGACCGGCUGGAACUGGCCGCCAAACUCGGUCUGACCGACACCCAAGUCAAAACUUGGUACCAAAACCGCAGAACCAAAUGGAAACGACAAACGGCCGUCGGGUUGGAGCUAUUAGCCGAGGCGGGUAACUACGCCAGUUUGCAGAGGAUGUACGGCGGCGGCAACGGGUACGGAUGGCCUUACGGUCCCAUGUCGCAAGGACCGCCUCCGGGACCGCCCAAUUCAGCGGCGGCAGCCGCUGCAGCCGCCGCCUCGAUGGACCUUUAUUACCGUCAAGCGGCCGCUGCGGCCGCCCUCCAAAAGCCGCUCUCCUAUCGGCUCUAUCCUGGCCAGCAACAGCAACAGGCAAGCGCAGGAGGACCCAUGCAUUCUGGACAUCACGUCGGUGUUCCAGCCGGUUCGUCUGGCAGCCCCAUCUCGACCUCGUCGCCAUUACCCAGCCAUCAUCCUUACCCAGCUGGAUUGAGUCCUCUCCUGAAUUCCGCCACGUCCGCAUCGGCAGGGCUUAGCUCUUUAGCCGCCGCGUCGGCAGCCAUCACGUCUCAGCUCUAUCCGGCCAACAACAACGGCAUUAAUAACAGAGCCGAGACCUCGUAAAUAAACAUUUUUCUUUUUUUUUUUCUGUUUUUUUUUUUAUUAUUCAAAAGAGGGGAGCGCACUACCAACGGGCAAAACAUUCAAUUGCCCGUUCCGUCCGUUUCCGCGCUGUGUUUUUUUUUUCUUUUUUAUUUGUUGUUUAAAAAUUAUGAAAAUGCGAUUGUAUCUUUUUGAAAAACAAAAUGUUUUUUUUUUUUUCUGCAAAUGU
Messenger RNA from Daphnia carinata, 1972 nucleotides. RefSeq names its product homeobox protein B-H1-like. The record is from RefSeq and is a predicted model, not a curated record. The transcript has 3 exons. Gene Ontology annotation, molecular function: DNA-binding transcription factor activity, RNA polymerase II-specific; DNA binding. NCBI's taxonomy places the organism in Eukaryota, Metazoa, Arthropoda, Branchiopoda, Diplostraca, Daphniidae. Bases 109 to 1764 code for a protein of 551 amino acids. Gene Ontology annotation, biological process: regulation of DNA-templated transcription.